AACUUUUUUAAAAAGAUUUUAUUUAUUCAUUCAUGAGAAAUUAUAGGAGAGAUAGAACCAAACAUCACUCUGGUACAUGUGCUGGCGGGGAUUGAAUUAGGACCUCAUGCUUGAGAGUCCAAUGCCUUAUCCACUGCACCACCUCCCGGACCACCCCAGUGAGCUGUCUCUUAGGCCCUCAGCCAAUUCUUUCCCCCUGCAAAUGGCCUCCCUAGGAAGGAGUGUUUCCCUGGCCCGGCCAGGCUGCUGAUCACGUGAGCCAAUGCAUGAGCCCAGCGGGAAAGGACACAGCAGGGUGACCUUCGCACCAAUUGGCCACAUCUUGACAGGACUGCGCCAGUCAGAGCAAGAAGCCUAUCAGUUCAUUCUGGAGUUUAUAGAUCAAGGAAAUGCGAUGGAGUUGGACAAGCUGAAAUUCCUGAGGGCUGUGGAAACCUUGAGUGAUGCUGUUCGUUACCAGGCAGACGCGAAUAUAAACAAGUAUUUUCCCAAAGUCAUCCUGGCCAAGAAAAUUGAGGCAAUAAUACUUGAAGAACCCACUGAGAACUUGACCAGCAAUGUCUGUCAGCAAGCCAUGCUCUGCAUUGUGGCUCUGAGCCAGGUGAACCCACAGUUCUAUUUACCCCAGAAGCUGGACCUGGUGAGCGCAGCCAUUACUAGUGUGUUCCCUCUGCCGCUCAUCACGCCCAGCCCAGACCGGAAGGAAAGCGCGAGUCUCUACCUCCAGACAAUCCAGGCCUUCGAUGAAAUGCUGCAGGCACUUGUGAUGGAGCAUAUGGAGCCCAGCAUGUUCAUCCUGCAGAACAUUCUUGAGAUCAUCUUGCCUUGGCUGACACAGGCAGAGAAGGUGCACGAGCAGACCCGUGCGCUGGGCGCCAUGGCCCGGAUGCUGAGGUUCCUCUGCAACUUCCCGGAGCUGUCGCACAUGGCAGAGUUCACAGUGAGCGGGAAGCUGGUGGGCACGCUGGGCCUGUACUGCAUCCACCACCAGGCGGAGGUCAGCUCGGGGGCGGCCGAGACGCUGCACUACCUGUUCAAGGUCCUGGUGCUCCAGAGAAGUCUGAAACAGAAGACAGAGACCAUCCUGAAAAAUUUGCAGAAGAAUUUCCGUGGGGACUGGUCCGCCAACAUACAGAACCUCACGAUGUUCUUUAGGUCUUAUCUGACCCCCAAUGAGAGAGCUGACAUGAUCCUGGUGCUGCUGGAGGCCAUGACCAAAGACAACCCGCACGGGGUGGACGCUGCCUCCAAGGUGCUGCGGACGGUCAUGAAGUACUCAAUGCCGGAGAUCGGGAAGGUGCCGGUGAUCAUCCAGUUCAUCUACCAGAAUCUGAACCGCAUUACCAACAACGUUGCCCGAGGCAUCGUAAAGAAGGUCCUCCACCUGUUGGCCCAGAACUACACAGAUCAAGUCAUCCUGACACUUGUGGAGAUUGAGGACCACAUUCCGAGGGGGAUUUGCAAGCCCUGGGAGAUCCUGUCCUCGUUCCCCAAAGGUUACGAGAUGAUCCUGGAGUACCUGCUGCAGAAUCUGACCACCUACCAGCAGCCCAGCAGCCAGGAGCCUGACCAGAGAGCCAAGAUCUCCUUGCGGAUUGCCACCAGAGCCAUCCACGAGCUCCUGCUGGAGCCAGACCGCCGGCUGGAAGUGCAGACCAUCUUCCCCUCGAUGUUCAUGGCCCUACUGUACCAGAUGUCCUUCCUUGUGGUGGAAGGGGGCGCACAGGCAAUGCAGGACGAGCAGCAGUCCGGCGAGUGGGUGGACCUCGUCAGUACCACGUUGGAAACCAUGAAGAGUCUUAUGCGAAGUUCAGGCUAUGGGGAACUUGUGUCUUAUAUUCAGAAGCUGGAGGGCUGGGAGCUGCUCAUCAUUCCUGAGAGACACUACGAGGGCGUCACUGUGCUGGCCAGGGUCAUGGUCCUCAAGAACUGUUGGCAUAGCCGGCCCAUCUUCAGCCUCAUUAUCAGGAUCCUCCAGCAACUCAACUGCACAAAUCAUAUCACAUCCAUCGUGCUUCUGAUUGAGCUGGUCCGGUGCCCCAGCCUGGCAGCUAUGAUGGAUGAUGUUGCUACCCAAGUCCUGGGGAACUGGUUUCAGUGCGAGGAGCCGGCCACAGUGAAGCUGCUGCUGCAAGUGGUGGAGAUCUUCGCGAAGCAUGGCACCAUGGCCAGGCAGAUCCGCAUCCUCCAGCCCCACGUGUUCAAGUGCUGUUACUCCCUGGACAGUGACCUGGUGAUGGAGACCUUCCUGCUGCUGCACCGGCUGUUGGAGCACCUCAGCUGGCAGAACGCCCCCUCCUUCCUCACGCAGCUCGCCUUCACCCUGGGCUCCUUCUUUGAAGAGGAGUCUGAGAGUCUGCGUGUGAUGGCCUUUGAGAUCUACGGGGCUCUCUUGGCCAAGGUCAAGAGGCGGAUCCUGGUCUUCCCCCUAAGGCACCAGGUCCUCAACCUCAUCGUCCUCCUGGUGCUCCACCUGCUUGAUGAGAACUCACACGUGGCUCAGAUCUGCCGGCUGGCCCUGUGCCACACGGCCACCAUCUUGGGCUGGGCACGGCUCAAGGUCACAUUUGCUGAGAGAGACACAUGGUCAAUCCUCAGGGCCCUGCUGGAGCAGGAGGCCAGCAAGGCGCUCUGGUUCCUGAGGCAGAGCCUGGCUCUCUUCAACAACCCGCAGACACCCAUCCGCCAGGCUGCUGUGUGGUUCUCAGGCCAGGUCAUCCAGAUCCUCAGUGAGGAGGAGACCAGUGACAUCGAUGAUGUGUAUUCAGCCCUCAGGCAGAAGCAGAGAGACCCAGAGCCCACUGUCAGCUGCCUGGCCACGCAGAUCUUCUACAUCCUGGAAGUCAAGGAGAGGAGGCUGUCAGCCAGCCCUGCCUUAUGCUUCUGUCACAGGAGGUCUUGAGAGGGUGCCUGCGAUGGUGACAGUGACAGUGGCCAGCUCCUGAGCAGCCGCAUGCCUCAGCAGGGUCCUUAUAAUAAAAGGAGGCCGUGUGAGCUUUUGUGAAGUGUUUCCUGGUCAUUCCACUCCAAGGAGCUCUUGGCUGUUUUGAGAUUCUUCUCCCACUCAGCUACGUGCGCUGAGAGCUUUUGACUUUAAACACUGACUUGCUCUCAGUGCAGGGAGAGAUGUGAUGUGGGGGACACUAGGGUAUGUCCUCAGUCAGGUGCACCAGGGAAGGCCUGCCCUUCCCUCUAGGUUGCCACUUCUGUGAUCUCUGUCUUUGGAGAUAGGGAUGGCCUGGGGGGGGUGAGGGGGGGGAGUAACACCAUCCUCAGAAGCCCCUAGAGGAGUGGCUCCCAGUAGCUGUCUGAGGGACCAGGUGUCAGGGCAGCUGGCCAUGGCUCCCUGUGGGGCCCUUGCAGACCUGCAGAGGGGCAUGGCAGGACCUCUGGAGAUGGUAGGGGAACCAUGGUCCUCAGAGGGGAACUGCCUUUUCAAUUUUCCUGUCUGCUCUAGACCAGAAGGAAACUGGUGAGUGGUCAGGUGGAUCUGAGUUCCAGUCCUGCUUCAGUUCUUACAAGCUGAGGUCAUGGGCAAGUCACCUCCUUCUUGACUCUUCUCACUUCAGAGAGAGACCCUGGCUUUGUGGGACAGCUCGCUCAGCAGAGUGCACACUUUAUAAUGCUCGAGGACCUGGGUUUGAGCCCCUGGCACUGUAUGGGAGUCCCAUGCGUGGCAGCCGGGGACACAAUGAAUAGUACAGUGGUGCUGUGGGAGCUCUCCUUUGCCUCCAAAUUGCAGCCCCCCUUCCCCAGUUUCUAUCUGUUAAAAGGAAAAAAAAAGGGGGCUGGGUGGUGGCACACCUGGUUGAGUGCACAUUACAGUGCACAAGGAUCCAGGUUCAAGCUCCAAGUCCCCAACUACAGAGGGAAUGCUUUGCAAGUGGUGAAGCAGUGUUGCAGGUGUCUGUCUCUCCCCCUCUAUUACCCCCUAAAAUAAAGAUAAAAAAAUUUUAAAAAUGGAAAAAAGGGCAUUGUGGUGGGUGGAAUAACAACUGUGAAGCCCCUGCA
Messenger RNA from Erinaceus europaeus (western European hedgehog), 4011 nucleotides. RefSeq names its product maestro heat-like repeat-containing protein family member 7. The transcript has 22 exons. The record is from RefSeq and is a predicted model, not a curated record. Lineage: Eukaryota; Metazoa; Chordata; Mammalia; Eulipotyphla; Erinaceidae. Gene Ontology annotation, cellular component: cytoplasm. The coding region runs from base 263 to 2902 and encodes 879 amino acids.